Messenger RNA from Cylindrotheca closterium, 1416 nucleotides. The record is from the annotation of a GenBank genome assembly. NCBI's taxonomy places the organism in Eukaryota, Bacillariophyta, Bacillariophyceae, Bacillariales, Bacillariaceae.
AUGGCAGAGACAAGACCUCCCAUUCCAAACUCCUCUGCCCUUUUCUUGGCUGGAUGUGGUAUUCUAUCACUAGGGUAUACAAUCUGGAAACAGAUAAAUGAAGGCAAUAAUUUUGGACGACAGCGAAAGAAUGCGACAUCCUCCGCAUCACUUACUGCACACGAAUACUUGAUUGAAAUGGGAACCCCGCUCGUUCCCCUGCGGCAAAUUUCCAAAUUGGUCGGAAGAAAUAUCUACGUGAAAAUGGAGUCAUUGAACCCUGGAGGAACUGGAAAAGACAGGGCAGCAAUCAACAUGAUUCGAUCUGCAGAAAGGAACAAUCUAUUACCACAACCCAACGAUGCUGGAGAUUUGUUCCUGCUAACCACUCCCGCGGAAGCACCAGAGACACAAUCCGAAGUGGAUGGUACAGCCAGCAUGACUGGUGAUGACAAAAACGAUUCACAGAAGAGCAACCACCAAUCCCAGAGUAGUCAAAGUGCACCAUCACUCGAGUCCAUGAUUGUCCAGGCAAUGGCAAAAUCACGAACGGGUGGUCUGGUGGUGGAAGGAACUUCUGGAUCCACAGGAAUUGCCUUGGCCACCAUAUGCGCAGCUCGAGGUCACGCCUGCUUGGUGGUAUUACCCGACGAUCAAGCCCAAGAAAAGAAAGCCAUUCUUCAAUCUCUGGGUGCCAUAGUUUAUGAGGUACCUACUGCUUCUAUUUCCAAUCCAAACCACUACGUCAAUAUUGCUCGCCAGGCUGCCAAAUUGGCUCGAAGAAAGUUUGGGAUUCGAGCCUUUUUUGUCGAUCAAUUCGAAAAUCCAGCCAACUAUCAGAUGCAUUAUGAUAAUACAGGUCCCGAAAUCUGGCAGCAAUUGCCAACGAUAGAUGCCUUUUGCAUGUCGUCAGGAACUGGUGGCACCAUUGCAGGAGUCGGAACAUAUUUGAAAGAGAAACAAUCAAAAGUCAAAAUCAUGUUGGUAGAUCCUCCUGGAUCGUCACUCUACAACAAGGUGGAACACGGAAUUGCCUAUGCAGUACAGCAAAGUGAAAGGUCGGUUCGCAAACAUCGGUACGACACCUUGGCGGAAGGAAUUGGGUUGGACCGUGUGACACAAAACUUUGAUUGGGGACUAGAUGCUAUGGAUGGGGCCAUUCGGGUUUCCGAUCAAGAGGCUGUCGACAUGGCGCACUAUUUGCUGAAACUAGAAGGCCUGUGGGUUGGAUCGUCAUCCGCCAUGAAUGUUGUGGGUGCUAUUCGGACGGCCAUUGACAUGCCAGAGGGAUCCAACGUGGUAACAAUGAUUUGCGAUGGCGGUCAACGGCAUGCUACUCGAUUCUGGAAUCCAGCAUUCAUUGAGAAGAAUAGAGGAUUGAUCUGGCCAUGGGAGGAGCGAAUACCGGAAUGCUUACAACAAAUGGCUGUUUCCUAA